Messenger RNA from Empidonax traillii (willow flycatcher), 1681 nucleotides. It is a transcript of the gene IL13RA2, whose product is annotated as interleukin 13 receptor subunit alpha 2. Gene Ontology annotation, cellular component: external side of plasma membrane. Gene Ontology annotation, molecular function: cytokine receptor activity; protein binding. Gene Ontology annotation, biological process: cytokine-mediated signaling pathway. NCBI's taxonomy places the organism in Eukaryota, Metazoa, Chordata, Aves, Passeriformes, Tyrannidae. The record is from RefSeq and is a predicted model, not a curated record.
AGGCAGCUGCUUGAAACCUACUCUCUAGAAACAGGAACAUAUGCAGGGCUUUUUCUUCCAUUUUACUGUUCUGGUUUUUGCUUUUUAAGAGCUAAUAAAUAUUUUGUGUUGUGUGUUACCUGGCUCAAAGGAAAAUCCUGAUGCCUUAUGCCCUCUCGCACACGUGCUGCAGGACCAGCCGGGCUCCUGCACAAGCCCUGAGCUCCUACCUCCAGAUGGCUCCCCAGAGGCUCUGCACUCUCUCCGUGGUGCUGCUGUGGGGCUGCGUGGUGGCCUCCUCCUCCUCCUCCUCCCACAUCUCAGUUGCUCCCCCACGAGACCUUCAGAUCACCGACCCUGGACUUUUAGGUUCUCUUGAUGUAGAGUGGAAACCUCCACUCGACCUACAGACCUUCAGUGACUGCACAGUGAAAUACAAGUUCGAGUAUCGCAACACUGGGGAUACAGACUGGCAGGUUAUUUUUACUAGGAAGCUAAAAUUCAGAGUUGGAUUUGACCUCAGCAGGACUGCUGAAGUGAAGGUGCAGACCCUGCUCGAAGGACGGUGCACCCAUGGCGCGGAGCUGCAAAGUGACUGGAUUUAUGGUACCUUUCAGGUCCCACUGCAAGGUAGGAGCAGUCUGUGGCACCUGUUUUGUGCUUUGCAUGAGCCUGGUGCAUGAGCCAGUUCCUGGGUGAGAAAGACUUCACAGGGCUUAUUGAGCUGUAAGACACCAGGGCAUCUCUGCUUUCAAUGGUACGAGGGGCUGGGCCAGGCAGCACAGUGCGAUCACUACAUCCAGGAUCACGGCCUGAACGUGGGCUGCACGCUGCGAAACCUGAGCCAGGCAGAAUACCAGGAUCUCAACGUUUGUGUCAAUGGCUCAGCAGCAGCCACCCUGCUACGGCCUCUGUACACCACCCUUCGCCUUCACAACCUGGCAAAGCCCUCCCCACCAAGGCAGCUGGUGGUGUCCCUGUCUGCGGCCGAGGAGCUCCACGUGGCGUGGAGGCCGCCGGGCGGCCAAACCCCGCCACAGUGCCUGGAGUACGAGGUCGAGGUGGCAGAAGAUCUGGGGGAGGCCAAGGCUGCCUGGGUGCCUGUGCUGACCCAAAUGGAGACUGCUUGCACAAUUCCCCGAGCAAAUCAAAGCCACAUUUCCUGUGUUCGUGUCAGGGGCAGAACAAACAUUUUUUGUGCUGACCAGGGCUUUUGGAGCGAAUGGACCCAGGAGUGUUUCUCUGUGUCCAGAAAAGAGGACAAGCAGCUAUUUAUCCUCAUUCCAGUCAUUCUGAGUUUGUCAUGUAGCCUCAUAAUAUUUAUGUUGAUUGGCCAGUGCAAGAAAAGAUCCCCAGCAGGGAAGCCAUCGCAGGCGUCUGUGGGAUGCUGACUCUGCUUGCGACUGCUGUACCGCUUGUGUUUGAUGGAUUGCUCCUGGAACAUCAUCCCCAAGGGCAGCUGAGAAGCCCCUGAGCUUUCCACAGCCCUCAGGGGCCUUCCCUGCCUGCUGCCACUUGUGAAGCCGGUUGUUGCAAUUCAAGUCCUCACGGGACCCCGGGGAAACUGGAGGAGUUUUAAACUGGCCCUGCAGGUAAAAUGGAAGGGUUUUAAGCUGACUCUUGAGGCAAGCUGUGUCUGAUAACCCCACAAGGGAGAGAAAGGAGGCACUGGAAACUGCCAUGAAUAAAGAUAACGUAUUGU